AUGGCCUUGCGAAGCAAAAUGCAUUCGCCAUGGGUGUGGACUACUGUGAGAAUCGGAAGCAUAUUUGUGGUAUUCGGCUGCCUUUUGGUGCUUGUUGAGAGUGCUUACGCGCCGACCGCAUUGGGGAUACAGUCGGAUGAUGCCGUUGCAAUUACUGCUAGUUUACAGCCGAUCUAUGAUGAUCUGUUGGUAGCUGGCUCUGAGAAGCAUGAGCACGAAGAUGAGAAAAAGGAAGAGGAAGAAGAAGCCGAAGAGGAAGAGGAGAAGGAGGAGUCGUGGGAGGAAAAAUCCGAAGAGGAGAAGCACAGUGAAAACAAAAAGAAAAAAGGUGAAAAGGGUAAGAAGGGACAUAAGGAGGAGGAACAUCAUGAGAAGGGUGAAAAGGGACAUCACGACAAGGAAGGCAAAAAGGGUGAAAAAGAAGAAGAGCAUGGGCAUGAGAAGAAACACAAAAAGGAUGAAGGCCAUCACAAGAAACACAAGAAAGGCAAGAAAAGCGAGAAAGGGCACGAAUUCGAAGAUCAUGGCUCGUAUAAGAAGGGACACUCAAUUAAGGGCAAGCAUCAUGUGCACAAGUUAAACGAAGACAAAAAGGAAAAGAAAUACUAUGACGAACACCACGAUGAAGGUGAGGAGGAGAAGCACGGUGGUUUUGAGGAGGUGAAGAAGCAUGAGAAGGGUGGCCAUCAUAAAAAAGGAGGUCACAAGAAGAGCGCACAUGAAGAUGAAUACGGAAAGAAGGGUCACAGUAAGAAGGGUCACAAGAAAAAGGGCCACAAGGGACACAAGAAAAAGAAAGAAGAGAAAAAGAAGUGGGGCGAAGAGCAAGAGGGCGGCAAAAAGAAAGGCAACGAGGAGAAAAAGAAGUGGAAAAAUUCGAAGAAGAAGGAGAGCAGCAGCAGUGACCACGGACACGAUUAG
This is a messenger RNA of Bactrocera tryoni, 921 nucleotides long. RefSeq names its product cylicin-2. The transcript has a single exon. The record is from RefSeq and is a predicted model, not a curated record. Lineage: Eukaryota; Metazoa; Arthropoda; Insecta; Diptera; Tephritidae. Bases 1 to 921 code for a protein of 306 amino acids.